Euleptes europaea (tarantolino) is the source of this 985-nucleotide messenger RNA. It is a transcript of the gene ACBD6, whose product is annotated as acyl-CoA binding domain containing 6. The record is from RefSeq and is a predicted model, not a curated record. The coding region runs from base 1 to 876 and encodes 291 amino acids. NCBI's taxonomy places the organism in Eukaryota, Metazoa, Chordata, Lepidosauria, Squamata, Sphaerodactylidae. The transcript has 8 exons. Gene Ontology annotation, molecular function: fatty-acyl-CoA binding; protein binding.
AUGGCUUCCUCGCUCCCCGCGAUAGGUGCCGGGGACAGUGGAGGGGCCGAGCCCAGCUCCGGGGACGAAGACGGAGCCGCCGCGGCCGCGCUGGGGGACUCUCCCGGCUCCGACUCGGAGGGCCGCUCGUCGCCGCGGCUCCUGCCGGGCCUGCCCGAGCAGUUCGAGCGAGCGGCGCAGCGGGUGCCGGCCUUGACUGCGGUGGCCCCCAAGGAGCAGCUGCUCUACCUGUACGCGCGGUACAAGCAGGUAAAAUGUGGUAGCUGCAACACCCCUAAACCUGGAUUUUUUGACUUUGAAGGAAAGCAGAAGUGGGAAGCUUGGAAAGCAUUGGGUGAUACAAGUCCUGAGCAGGCAAUGCGAGAGUAUAUUGCCACUGUGAAGAAACUGGACCCCUCUUGGAAUCCCCAGGUAGUAGAAAAGAAAGGGAAAGAAGGCAAAGCUGGCUUUGGAGGUCCUGUUGUCAGCUCACUCUAUCAGGAAGAAACCAUCAGGGAGGAAGAUAAGAACAUAUUUGACUACUGCAGAGAGAACAACAUUGAGCAUGUAACCAAAGCCAUCCGAACAAAAAAAGUGGAUGUGAAUACAAAAGAUGAGAAGGGGAGAGCUCUCCUCCACUGGGCAUGUGACAGAGGACACAAGGAGCUGGUCUCCAUACUGCUGCAACAUACAGCUGAUGUUAACAGCCAGGACGAUGAAGGCCAAACGGCGUUGCAUUAUGCUUCGACCUGUGAGUUUUCCGACAUCGUGGAGCUGCUGCUGAAGUUUGGAGCGGACCCUACAGUUCGGGACACAGAGGGCUACCUUCCUGAGGAGGUGACGGACUGCAGAGCAAUCACCUUCAUACUGCAGAAGCACACCGCUAGCAAUGCUUAGCCCGGAAGGCCAAGGAAGGGCAGAUGGCCCCCAGCCCAGGACUUUUAAAACAGACACACAUUGCAAUAAGGCCUGCCCUUCUCCCAAAUAAUCUUCUUUGGUAUGCAUG